CCUCCUCUCAGGAUUAUCGCCUCCUCUCUGCAGCUUCUUUUUUCUUCCGAGGAGAAAACAACCUUCUACUACUUCUACUACUUAUAUAAUAUAUUAUAAUACUAUAAUAUUAUAAUAUCACGAUGCGUCUGAUCCAGAACAUGUCCACCAUCUCGGAGUACGCAGCGCCGCAGUGCUCGGUGCCCAACCGGGUGAUCAAGAUCGCGGUGAUCGGCGGCAGCGGGGUCAGGAAGACCGCCCUGGUCGUGCGCUUCCUCACCAGGAGGUUCAUCGGGGACUAUGAGAGAAACGCCGGUAACCUCUACUCCAGAGAAGUCCAGGUGGACACGGAGCAGGUGACCAUCCAGGUCCAGGACACUCCUGGUGUGGAGAUGACCGAUAACAGCAUCAACCUCCCGGACCACGUGACCGGCUCCAUCCGCUGGGCGGACGCGGUGGUGCUGGUCUACUCCGCCACCGACCGCCGCAGCCUGGACCUGAUCCAGCAGCUGCACCAGCAGGUGUUGCGCACCGGGGGCGCCGCGGCGCCGCCCGUCAUCCUGCUGGCCAACAAGGCCGACCUGCUGCACCUGCGCGGCGUGGAGCCGGCGCAGGGCGCCGCGUUGGCGGCGGCGCUGGGCUGCUCCUUCUACGAGGUGUCGGCCAGCGAGGACUACAGCCAGGUGCACCGGGCCUUCCACCGGCUGUGCUGCCAGCUCGCCAAGCCGCGGCGGGCGGCGCUGGCGCCCACGACGGCGGCCGCGGCCGCCCGUCGGAGCGGCGCCGUCCUCAUCCUCAUCCCGCGGCCCAAGUCGCCCAACAUGCAGGACCUGAGCGGGCGCUUCAAGCAGGCGCUGUCGGCCAAAGUCAGGAUCGCCACCUCGGUGUGA
Messenger RNA from Pseudoliparis swirei, 869 nucleotides. RefSeq names its product ras-like protein family member 11B. Gene Ontology annotation, molecular function: GTPase activity; GTP binding. The record is from RefSeq and is a predicted model, not a curated record. NCBI's taxonomy places the organism in Eukaryota, Metazoa, Chordata, Actinopteri, Perciformes, Liparidae.